AGGGCCGCGAAGUCCCCUGUGGAGCUCACGCAGGCCUACCUCGACCGCAUAGACGGGCUGGACUUCAAGUUCAACGCAUUCCUGACAGUUACCAGGCGAGAGGCACUGGAAGCGGCCCGUGAUGCGGAGCAGGCCAUCCUCCGCGGCGAAUACCGUGGCCCGAUGCACGGCAUCCCGGUGGCGGUGAAGGACCAGUUCUGGACAAAGGGAGCCAGGACCACGGGCGGCACCCGCAUUCUGGCGGAUUUCGUGCCGGAUGAGGACGCCACCAUCAUCGCAAACCUUCGGCGGGCCGGAGCGGUUCUGCUGGGCAAGACCAACAUGACUGAAUUCGCCAUGGGGGCAGGAUUCGAACGGUUCAGCCCGCCCCGCAAUCCCUGGGACCUCGACCGCCGCACCGGGGGUUCCAGCGGCGGUUCCGGAGCUGCCACCGCCGCCUACCUAUGCGCAACGUCCUUAGGGGAGGACACUGGCGGCUCGAUCAGGUUCCCGGCAACAUGGUGCGGCCUGGUCGGCCACAGGCCCACCUGGGGCCUCGUCAGCCGCUACGGGGUUAUGACGGGCGUGUGGUCGAUGGACCCGCGGGUCCGAUCUCCAGGACGGUGGAGGACGCCGCUAUCACUCUUUCGGCCAUCGCGGGGCACGACGAGCGGGACCCCUACACAUCGAACCAGCCCGUGCCGGACUACCGGGCGGGCCUGA
Geodia barretti is the source of this 702-nucleotide messenger RNA. Lineage: Eukaryota; Metazoa; Porifera; Demospongiae; Tetractinellida; Geodiidae. The record is from the annotation of a GenBank genome assembly.